GAGCAACGGGCAUCGAGGACCGGCUGCAGGACGGCGUCGCUGAAACCAUCGCGUCGCUGCGGCAGGCGGGUCUUCAGAUCUGGGUUCUGACGGGAGACAAACAGGAAACGGCCGUCAACAUCGCCUACGCCUGCAAACUGCUCGACCCCGAGGAGGAGAUCCUGACGCUCAACGCCGACUCUCAGGAGGCGUGUGCUCUGCUGCUGGACGAGAGUCUUCACUACAUCCAGGCCAAAUUCCUCUGCAGCUCCUCGGAUCACACCACCACCAAAUCUUUCCACAGCAACGUCUCCCCCUUCGGGAUCUUCACCCCCCCUCCUCCCUCCUGCCCGCCCGCCCCCCCCGCGGUGCACCAGAUCGGCCUGGUGAUCGACGGCCGCACGCUGGCCUACGCUCUGGACCAGAGUCUGGAGGAGAAGUUCCUGGCCGUGGCUCAGAGCUGCCGCGCGGUGCUCUGCUGCCGCUCCACGCCGCUGCAGAAGAGCAUGGUGGUCAAACUGGUGCGCAACAAACUGAAGGUCAUGACCCUCGCCAUCGGUAAG
Messenger RNA from Notothenia coriiceps (black rockcod), 542 nucleotides. RefSeq names its product probable phospholipid-transporting ATPase VA. The transcript has 3 exons. The annotation marks the transcript as partial. The record is from RefSeq and is a predicted model, not a curated record. Gene Ontology annotation, biological process: phospholipid translocation. Gene Ontology annotation, cellular component: plasma membrane. Gene Ontology annotation, molecular function: ATPase-coupled intramembrane lipid carrier activity. NCBI's taxonomy places the organism in Eukaryota, Metazoa, Chordata, Actinopteri, Perciformes, Nototheniidae.